UUUUUAAACGUAUCAUGUUGAAUUAAGUUUUAUUUUAUAUUAUACAGUUUUAUUGCCAUUUAGAAGAUGUCUAUGGAGAAAAUAUAUAUGUUCUGUAGAACUAUUUUCUGGGUGCAUGAUUCAUGAAUUGACGUGCAGCGUGUGGAAAAUUGCGAAAUCAGACCUACGUUAUGAGACGAGACGAAAGUAGGAAGUUGGAAGUUGAAAGUUGAAGUUAUUUGGUAAUUAGUGGUUUUGUGGCAUCAUUACCAUUGUUCGUGAUGUGCUGGUUUUAUGAUAGUGGUAUAUAUAUUUCAAUGAUGCUCAUGUGCACAGUGAAAUAUAUCAGUUGAGACUUUCAUAUGGGAACGGAAGUACAAGUUUCAUUUGUGAAUGAAAGUAUUGAUCUUGGUUGGCUUUGUUUUCAAACGUUUAGCAGGUUAAUGUGAGGGCACUGCUCCAAGUGCCUGUGAGCAGGAUGGAAAGUAUGAUGAAACUAACAACACAGAAUCCUUUAUCACUACUUCUUAAGUUUGGUAUUAUGGCGUGGAAUGGAACCUGUACUGAUAAUUGUUCGGGACAUGGAGAAUGCCACAAUGGGACUUGUCUCUGUGAGAUUCAGUUUGAUGGGCCAGAAUGCCAUGUACCUAACCUGAGUUACUAUGUAGCAUUCGCCACAAUCUUCUUCCUGCUGGCACUAGUGUGCCUGAUCCAGCUGGUUAUAUGCAUUGUAGCAGAAUGGCAACGAAUGAAGGCACCUUCACUUCUUCGAGCUUGUCGUGUUACCACACAGAAAUUGUUAUAUUUUGUGGUGUUUCUAGCUGCCAUUAUAAGGGGUGCAUAUUUUACAUCACCGGCUGCAUUUGAGGAAGGAUGGUCACGCAGUCUUAUGAGUGCAUACUACCCACUUUUGCUAUCUGGUUCGUCGCUCGUUGUUUGCUUUUGGGCAGAGGUUUUUCAUUUGCGAGAUAUUCGGUGGGAAAAGCCACAGUUUCUGUCAAAGUCUUUCCUGGGAUUUGUCACUUUCAACAUAAUCACAUAUUCGCUCCUCCUCGCAGAAUUUGUGACUACUCAGUUUGCCAAUACCACUCUGGAAGAGAAGAGUUUCUAUACACAUGUGUUCAAUGGCUGUUAUGCUGUCCUGCUGUUCAUUGUUGUCAUCUUCUUCCUUAUCUAUGGUGUUGAGGUAUUCUUUAAGGUCCGUGGUGGUUUCUUGCUUGAAACCACAGUGACAACAAUUGCGACUAGCAGCCGAACCCCCGCAGCCAGUGAACCGGACUGUGACUCUGCAGACCCAGCAACUGCAAGGCUGUUUGCAAGUGGAGACAGUAAUCCACUGCUUCAACAAAGCAUCAACACCUCCCAGCUCCAUCAGUCACGGUUUGGCCUGUUAUCUCAGGCUUUCAUGCUCAUCAUCGUUGUUGCCUUUCUCUUCAGUGAAACUUUAUCAGAGUUCUGGAAGAAAAAAGUUCCACUUUACAGUCGCAAUUGGCAUGACGUUGUAUUCCGAGUUGUGGAAGUAGGUGUUGCAUUGUGGUUCCCUUGUGUUCUAUGGAACUGUAUGAGUCCAGAGCAGCUAUGGAUUUUAAACCCAAAGCGUAUUCUCAAAAAGCUGGACUUGGAGCCUCCAAGCAAGCAGCCAGGCCAAGAAAGCACAGUUGACAAGGCGUCAUCCCAAGCCGCAGGCAAGCAUGUGUUUAGGCAUACAUACAAUGAGUAUGAUGCUUGUUUCUCCAAAGACUGCUGGAUUUGCUAUGACAGUGAUCGUCAAGAUGUGGGCCCACUAAUCCAGCCUUGCCAGUGUCGUGGAGAUGUGAGUAGUGUACACCAUGACUGUUUACGGAGGUGGCUUGUAGAGAGUUCCGCAAGUCCCGAUUCUCUGCGCUGCAAAGUAUGCGGGUCUGCGUAUGAAGUGGAACAAGGGACAAGGUUGGAUUGGCAACAUGGCUUCACUACCCAGCACUGGUUGCAGACGGCAGCCAUUGUGACAUGUAUGUGCGUGUCUGCAGCAGGGGCUUGGGUCACUAUCCAGUUGUUUGAAGACCCAGUCAUCCGCAUGCUAUCUGCUGGCAGUGCCCUUCUCAUACAAUAUGUAUGUGUGAGAUUCCUGGGUCUGAACACCGUAGUGGCAUACCAGCGUGCUAAAGUAUCUGCUCUAAGCAUUGUUGGUGGAGGUGGUCAUGUUGCUACCAUAAGUGAAACAGUGGCUGUAGACAUUCCUAAAACUCCAGCUCAGGCACGCAUCUGAGAUUGCUAUAUCUCAUACAGUUGUUCAACACCGGCUUUGUACUGUAAAUGAGGGAAGUCCCUUUUCAACAUGUUAGUGUGUUUAUGUCAAGUGUUUAACAUUUUAAGUUUUUGUACAUAGAGAACUUGCCAGAAUGUGUGCAUAAGUGUCUAUUGUAUUAAAUAUUUUUUUUUUUAUUUAACACAAAUUAAUUCUCAGUGUCUGUGUUUUAUGUAUGCUCUGUAUUAUUGCAUGCUGAAACAAACUCUGUGUGAAGUCAUAAUUUAACAAAUGUUAGGAACUAUCUGUUCAGGAGUACAUUUUUUGGAGAUGUAUUUCUGUAAAAUCUUAUUGUUUUCUGCCAUUCUUUAUUCCAGAGAUAAUGUUAUUGAAAUUUGUUGUAGCUAAGAAAGAUCUCCACUUUUGCUCAUUUUAAAACCAAACAUUUUUAAAACAGUAUUCUCAAUGUUGUUUUCUAGAAACAUGCUUUUAUUGAAAUUGGUCAGGUAGAGUGAAGUUAUUGGUUUCCAGAAAUAUAAAUUAUUUGUAAUUAAGUGGUAUUGGAUAUGAAGUAUCCAAUUAAUGAAACUUUCAGUACUUUGUGUUGUAAUGUUGACGAAUUCAGUCAGUGUGUAAAUUAUUAUUUUUUUUUGCUGUGCUCAUAUUAACAGAAGAAAGAGUUCUCAUUCAGUUGAUUGGAUUUUGAAAUUCUAAUUUCAUUUUUUGUGAAAAACAUCAUAUUUACUUGUGUGAUUACUUGCAUACUGUAAUUGCCCCAUCCAGUUUUUGAAGAAACCUCUUUUUUUGUGCCACAUGAAUGCCUAUCCUUUGCUUUGAAAUGGUGAUUAUAACUACUCAUGCUGCAGUCUUUGUUCCACUUCCCCCUCACCAUCCUAAUAGACAUUGUACCAGCAGCAGUAUGACACAGCUCAUUGAAAGCCACAUAAAGGAAGGCAUGAUUAAGCUUUGAAAACAUAAAUAAAUAGUGUUCUUAAGUGUGGGGAGAGAAUUCUAGUGUAAAUUUAUAAUUCCAUUGUUGCUAGACUUAUUUUAUGACCAUUUCCACAUUAUAAGGGGAAAACUGUGUGAUUACCCUGCCAUUGUUAGAAUCUAAAAAUACUGUAUAAAAAUGUGCGACAGUUAUUUGAAUAUAUAUGAUAAUUGCUUUCAAAUAUUUCAUUUGAUUCUACUGCCUAUGACUCAUCGCUUUAUAGAUACUGUUGCUGGCUGUCAGCAAUGUUGAAUAAAUAGUUAGUUAUAUAUUGUAUUAUAUAAUAAUGUGACUUUCUUGUUGCCACAGAAUAGCUAAGGAACAGUUGUUUUAUAUGAAAUGCAGAAAGAGAAGUAUGAAAUUGUAAGAAAAGUACAAAUUUUUGUUGAUAUAGUGGAAGCAUGUAUCAUAAGAACUGAUGAAGUAAUAACAUUACACAUUAUGCAGUUUGUUAAUUGUGAUAAACCUAUUUUUAUUUUUAUUCAUAUAUUGAAACAGUACAACAGCCUAUCUCUUUCAUUGCCUUUGUUAUCAGGUGAUUUACUUUCUAAUACAGCACUUGGAGAAUGUGACAUCAAAUUCAUUCUUUACUUAUAUGGAUUAAUAUGUUCAAUGUGGAUAAUCUUGUAUGCAGUUUGUGUGGGUCCAGUUUAUAAAUUUCAUUAGCACCUAACCUUCAAGCAAAAUUUUUGUAACCAUAUUAUUUUCACUGUUUUUCUUUAAUCAGUAAUAUUAUAUAUCUUAUAGUAGACGAGGCAUGGCAAAUUUUAGUAUUAACCGACAGAUUUUGUUACCAUUAACCUUUGAGAAACAACAUAAGCAGAUGCAAAUAGUUGACAGGUAGAUAAAAUGUUCAGGCAUACCAAUUUUUUUAACAUGUAUUUUAUUUUUACGUAUUCUUGGUUUAUUUUAACACUUUCAUUUGUGGAGAUUAUAUAGUGUCAGGUGGUAGGAUGAUGAGUUAAAUAUUAACUAUGAUGUGAAAGGAAGUGUU
This is a messenger RNA of Zootermopsis nevadensis, 4191 nucleotides long. RefSeq lists its product as uncharacterized. The record is from RefSeq and is a predicted model, not a curated record. Gene Ontology annotation, molecular function: zinc ion binding. Lineage: Eukaryota; Metazoa; Arthropoda; Insecta; Blattodea; Termopsidae.